Messenger RNA from Cercospora beticola, 867 nucleotides. RefSeq names its product fumarylacetoacetate hydrolase family protein. The record is from RefSeq and is a predicted model, not a curated record. Gene Ontology annotation, molecular function: acetylpyruvate hydrolase activity. Lineage: Eukaryota; Fungi; Ascomycota; Dothideomycetes; Mycosphaerellales; Mycosphaerellaceae.
UGGAAACGACUUGUGCGAUUUAUCGCCGCAGAAGAUGAGCUUGAGCAUAUCGGCGAACCUGUCGAUCCUGAGCUUGAUGUCGGUGCUGCUUUGGCGAGCAAUCAAACAAUACAAGUCAAGACAUAUUCAGGGUCAUCCACUUUACAGGACGACAUACAUCCAACCGGGCAUACUCUCACCACCAAGACCAUUCUCCCGCCUGUAUCCCGCCAGGAAGUUGGGACAAUUCGCUGCAUUGGACUCAAUUAUCGUCAUCAUGCCGCCGAGAUGAAGUUGGAAGUUCCAACAUAUCCGUCAGUCUUCUUCAAGCCAGCGAAUUGCCUUAAUGGUCCCAAUGCGGACCUCGUUAUUCCUCGACAAGCUACAGAUGAGCAGGCAGACUACGAAGCUGAAUUAGCAGUGGUCAUUGGCCAAGCAUGCCGCAAUGUGACAGCUGAGAAUGCCAUGGAGUACGUGCUAGGGUACACAUGCUCCAACGAUGUGACAGCUCGCAAAUGGCAGUUUGCAGGAGGCAACACGCAAUGGGGGUAUGGCAAAGGUUUUGACGGCUUCGCACCAAUCGGUCCUUGUCUUGUUUCUGCCAGAGAGAUUCCGGAUCCUAGUGUGAUCGAGCUCAAGACCGUGCUCAACGGAAAGGUCAUGCAGGAGAGUAGAGCGGAUGACAUGAUCUUUUCCAUCGCGGAGAUCGUUCCGCAUUUGAGCCAGGGAACCACGCUCGAGGCAGGUACUGUGAUCAUGACUGGGACACCACAUGGGAUAGGAGUCAGCAGUCAGCCUCCGGUGUUUCUGCGUCAUGGAGACGAUGUGCGGAUUGUGAUGAGCCAUGGUUUAGGGAGCUUGAUCAAUCAUGUGGUUUACGAGGAGUAG